AAACUCGCAGGAUCAGGGGGCUUUGCGAGACUAGCGACCGACAGAGCAGCGGAAGAAUUUAGUGUGAGAGUCGUCAGUCUAGCAGUUCGCAGCCGAUAGCCAGCUGCCUUUUACACAAAAGCAACUCCAGCGAUUGUCCUGCACGCUACGGCCGGCAUGACGAGGUGAUUGCAACUAAUUAGUCACUGCAAUUGGUCAUCAGCUUGGACUGGAUGCUGUGUAGGCAUAUGCGCUAUUGUUGUAACGUGCUCAGCAGCAGGAGGUGGAGAGGGUUUACAGUCUCAUGCCACAGUCAGGUAUGGACACCUGGACACCGAAUCCUCGAGCAAAACCGUUCAUCCCUCGCCAGCAACGGAGCCUCUACCUCACCUGGAAGUACAAAUUAACUAACAAGCGAGCUCUCCGUCGAGGCUGCCAGGCUGGAGCUGUUCUAUUUCUCCUGGUCACAGUCAUUGUGAAUAUCAAACUAAUCUUAGACACAAGAAGAGUAGCCAAUGAGGAAGAGGCAGUGCAGGAGUAUGACGACGCCCUGCCCAACAUGGAGACCCCGCGCAAGACGGCGAGCGGUAGGAAGGUCCUGGACAUUGAGGUGUACUCCAGCCGCUCCAAAGUCUAUGUGGCAGUGGACGGAACCACUGUGUUGGAGGAUGAAAUGCGGGAGCAGGGCCGAGGUAUUCACGUGAUAGUCCUCAACCAGGCUACAGGCCAUGUGAUGGCCAAGAGGAUAUUUGACACCUACUCUCCCCAUGAGGACGAGGCCAUGAUCCUCUUCCUCAACAUGGUGACGCGUGGCAGGGUCCUCAUCUUCACCAUCAAGGAUGAGGGGACGUUCCACCUGAAAGAGUCUGCUAAAAACCUGCUGAAGGGGCUUGGGAGCCAGGCGGGCCUCAACCUCAGCUGGAGAGACAUGUGGACCUUGGUGGUGAAGAAAGGAGGUCAGUUGUAUGGUGAGAAACACUCCAAGUCCCCAGCCCUGUCCACCUGGGGAGAUCCUGUUCUACUGAAGACUGAGGUGCAGCUCACUGCCUCUGAAGAUGCAGAGUGCCAUUGGGCUGACACAGAGCUGAACAGGAGGAGGAAACUCUUCUGCAGUAAGGUGGAGGGCUACGGCAGCAUCUGUAGCUGCAAAGACCCGGCCCCCAUUGAGUUCAGCCCAGACCCACUCCCCAACAACAAUGUGUUCAAUGUUCCUGUGGCGGUCAUCGCUGGGAACAGACCUAACUAUCUGUACAGGAUGCUGAGGUCUCUGCUCUCGGCCCAGGGGGUCAACCCACAGAUGGUCACAGUCUUCAUCGAUGGAUACUAUGAGGAGCCCAUGGAUGUGGUGGAGCUGUUUGGACUGAAGGGGGUUCAACACACUCCCAUCAGCAUCAAGAAUGCCAGAGUAUCACAGCACUACAAAGCCAGUCUCACUGCAACCUUCAACCUACACCCAGAUGCUAACUUUGCCGUAGUCCUGGAGGAAGACCUAGAUAUCUCCAUAGAUUUCUUCAGUUUCCUGAGCCAGACCGUCCAUCUGCUCAACGAGGACGACAGCUUGUACUGCAUCUCAGCCUGGAACGACCAGGGUUAUGAGCACACAGCAGAGGACCCAGCUCUCCUCUACAGAGUGGAGAGUAUGCCAGGCCUGGGCUGGGUGCUGAAGAAGAGUCUCUACAAGGACGAACUGGAGCCCAAGUGGCCCACGCCUGAGAAGCUGUGGGACUGGGACAUGUGGAUGCGUAUGCCAGAACAGAGGAAAGGCAGAGAGUGUAUCAUCCCUGACGUGUCCCGCUCCUACCACUUUGGCAUCAUCGGACUCAACAUGAACGGCUACUUCCACGAAGUGUAUUUCAAGAAGCACAGGCUCAACACGGUUCCUAAUGUCCAGCUGAAGAAUGUAGACGGCUUGAAGAAAGAUGCCUACGAGCUGGAGAUUCAGAACUUACUUAAGGAGGCUGAUGUACUGGACCACAGUAAGAACCCAUGUGAGGACUUGUUCAUCCCCGAUACAGAGGGGAAGACCUAUGUCAUGUACAUCAAGAUGGAGCUGGAGACUGACACAUCCACCUGGACUGAGCUUGCCAAGUGUCUCCAUGUGUGGGAUCUGGAUGUGAGAGGGUACCACAACGGCCUGUGGAGGCUCUUCAGGAAGAGGAACCAUGUCCUGGUUGUGGCCGUUCCUAUCUCGCCAUACUCUGUGAAGAAGCCAGUGAACGUUACACCCAUCCACCUAGAGCCUCCGCCCAAAGAAGAGGGAGCCCCCAUGGAGCAGCGUUAGCCCAACACCACCACACACCCUCUCACAAUGCUCUCGACUGGUAUUACGGUCAUUCUUGCAGGGGCUUGGGGCGUCGGAGAGCCAUUCUUUCUUUACACUACAACACUCAGAGGGGGGUAUGUGGUGUAGAUGUGAUCCACUGCCUACUGAGGUAGCUUGAGAAUCUUGAUUCCUGAGGUCAGAUUUGGCGGCAGAUCCGUUUCUUUACACUGCAAAAAUAGUCUCUUUUGAGACCGGUUUCAAAAUAGUGUCGUGUAAAAGGUGGAGUAGCUCAACACCACCACACACACUCUCUAGCCUGGCCUUAACGCCUGCACCCUUACACUACUACCAACACCACCCUCCUGGCCUUAACACAGACAGCAAGGCUUCUUGGAAGUGGUGCUUUUACGGUGGUGGUCAGACACUGACUGGACUGAACCACGGAUCAUCAUUUGUCUUUCACUGUGUGGAGGUUCCCUAAAGGUUUUUGACGAAGUUGGAGAUUGACCGUAUUAGGCUGUGCCACAGGAUUCCGUCCAAAUGGUUACGUGUAUAUAUAGCUAUGCCCCUUACUGACACUCCACCUGUGAAUUCUCGGAGAAGAGGAGAGGGGACAGAGGCUGGACCAGGGAGGAGUACAAAAGGGAUCUGUUAACAUUUACUGCGUCUCCUUUACGACGGUUGGAUGAUGUAUGGAAGAAACAAACUGGAUGAAAAGGGAGAGGGAGGAUAAUUGACGCUCAAAUCUCAACCCCAGCUUUGUGGGGACACACCCGCAUAAAUAAGUGGCUUCUGAUGAAACUUGCCCAACCAGAAAAUAUUGUAUUUUUAUUUUAUUUCCAAGUGCUUUGUCAAUCCUGUAUACAUUUUAACUUAUUUUAAUUUAUUUAACUUGCCAGUAUAUCAACGAACAAGUGGUUGAAAUGUUUUAUUAAUAUCAAUAUUUUUUUAGGCCUAACGUUUGCAGAUCUGAUAUACUAAUGUACAGUUGAAGUCAGAACCUUACAUACACCUUAGCCAAAUACAUUUAAACUCAGUUUUUCACAAUUCCUGACAUUUAAUCAGAGUAAAAAUUCCCUGUCGUUUCAGGGUAGCCUUCCACAAGCUUCCCACAAUAAGUUGGGUGAAUUUUGGCCCAUUCCUCCUGACAGAGCUGGUGUAACUGAGUCAGGUUUGUUGGCCUCCUUGCUCUUACAUGCUUUUUCAGUUCUGCCCACAAAUCUUCUAUGGGAUUGAGGUCAGGGCUUUGUGAUGGCCACUCCAAUACCUUGACUUUGUUGUUCUUAAGCCAUUUCGCCACAACUUUGGAAGUAUGCUUGGGGUCAUUGUCCAUUUGGAAGACCCAUUUGCGACCAAGCUGUAACUUCCUGACUGACGUCUUGAGAUGCUGCUGCAAUAUAUCCACAUAAUUUUCAUACCUCAUGAUACCAUCUAUUUUGUGAAGUGCACCAGUCCCUCCUGCAGCAAAGCACCCCCACAACAUGAUGCUGCCACCCCUGUGCUUCACGGUUGGGAUGGUGUUCUUCGGCUUGCAAGCCUCCCUCUUUUUCCUCCAAACAUAACGAUGGUCAUUGUGGCCAAGCAGUUCUAUUUUUCUUUCAUCAGACCAGAGGACAUUUCUCCAAAAAAUAUGAUCUUUGUCCUCAUGUGCAGUUGCAAACCGUAGUCUGGCUUUUUUAUGGCGGUUUUGGAGCAGUGGCUUCUUCCUUGCUGAGCAGCCUUUCAAGUUAUGUCGAUAUAGGACUCGUUUUACUGUGGAUAUAGAUACUUUUGUACCCGUUUCUCCCAGUAUCUUCACAAGGCCCUUUGCUGUUGUUCCGGGAUUGAUUUGCACUUUUCGCACCACAGUACGUUCAUCUCUAGGAGACAGAACGCGUCUCCUUCCUAAGCGGUAUGACGGCUUUGUGGUCCCAUGGUGUUCAUACUUGCGUACUAUUGUUUGUACAGAUGAACGUUGUACCUUCAGGCGCUUGGAAAUUGCUCCCAAGGAGGAACCAGACUUGUGGAGGUCUACAAUUUUUUUCCUGAGGUCUUGGCUGAUUUCUUUUCAUUUUCCCAUGAUGUCAAGCGAAGAGGCACUGAGUUUGAAGGUAGGCCUUGAAAUACAUCCACAGGUACACCUCCAAUUGACUCAAAUUAUGUCAAUUAGCCUAUCAGAAGCUUCUAAAGCCAUGACAUAAUUUUCUGGAAUUUUCCAAGCUGCUUAAAGGCACAGUCAACUAGUGUAUGUAAACUUCUGAUCCACUGGAAUUGUGAUACAAUCUGAACAGCGGAAAUAAUCUGUCUGUAAACAAUUGUUGGAAAAAUGACUUGUCAUGCACAAAGUAGAUGUCCUAACCGACUUGCCAAAACUAUAGUUUGUUAACAAAUUUGUGGAGUGGUUGAAAAACGAGUUUUAAUGACUCCAACCUAAGUGUAUGUAAACUUCUGACUUCAACUGUUAGAUUUAUCUAUCUAUAUAUGUAUCUGAAUAAAAAGGCUCCUCUUAUUAUAAUUUUUUCAUUAACCUAUGUUUAACGUGCUAGUCGUUGCAGAUUAGGCACAUAAGAGAUAUGGCACCCUAUUCCCCAUAUAAUGCACUGAGAUCUGAGCCCUGUGGGUCCCGGACAAAAGUCGUACACUCUUUAAGGAAUAGGGUGCCAUUUGCCACGCAAAGAACAGUGGUUAACAUCAACCCGUGAACACUAAAGUCUGUUUCUGCACAUAUAUGAUGGUCUCUGCACAGUGUGGUUGAGAGACAUUUCAAGGUACUACUAGUGGAGUAUUUCAGAAAGCCUAUCACUUUUUAAAUUUUUUUUGGGAUAUGUUAUCAGUAUCUACUGUAGGGUUGAAUGGUGAUGAAAUUGUUUGUAAAAGUAGGUAUACUGUAUCUCCGUUUUUGCAGUGUGGCUGCAGUGCGUUUCAUCAGUACCAUGCCGAUAUCCUGCAGCUAACAAUGUUUUUCAUUUCAGUCAUAAUAACCACUUGUUAUUUUGCUGUGUGUGUGUGUGUGUGUGUGUGUGCGCGCGCACGCGCAAUGGACAUUUCAGUGGGAAGAACUUGGUCAUGAGAUCAUCUCGUUGUCUAGCUCUACAGUCCUCUAAUUUCAAAGACGGAUCUAUUAUAAUGGAAGCUUGUCUGCUUGAUAAUGGUCCAUAAAAUAUUUGUUUUGCAGUAUUAGUCUUUCUCAAUGAAAUGAAUAAAUAUGUUUUUUAA
Messenger RNA from Salvelinus fontinalis (brook trout), 5437 nucleotides. RefSeq names its product protein O-linked-mannose beta-1,2-N-acetylglucosaminyltransferase 1-like. Gene Ontology annotation, cellular component: Golgi membrane. Lineage: Eukaryota; Metazoa; Chordata; Actinopteri; Salmoniformes; Salmonidae. The transcript has 21 exons. The record is from RefSeq and is a predicted model, not a curated record. Bases 284 to 2260 code for a protein of 658 amino acids. Gene Ontology annotation, molecular function: beta-1,3-galactosyl-O-glycosyl-glycoprotein beta-1,3-N-acetylglucosaminyltransferase activity. Gene Ontology annotation, biological process: protein O-linked glycosylation via N-acetylgalactosamine.